CUCUCCAUUCGCUCUCUCUCUCUCUCUGUUUCUUUCUUCCAUUUUCUUCUCAUUUUCGUUGUCAUCAUUAUUCUCUCUCUUUCUCUUUCUCUCUCAAUUUCCUUUCUUCACUGCUAGGGUUUCGUUUCGUUCCCUUCCCUUUACUCCAUAAUCAACCCCACGCUUUCACCGAUUUGAAUUCCGUUUCGAUUUAUCUUUUCUCUUUAAUUUAUUCUGUGGCUGCGAUUGCUUUUUGUUUCUCUGUGACGUAAUGAGAAUUGAAUCUUCCGAUUCCUUGUUUUGGAUUCCAAAUAAUGAUGGAUCUCACCACGCUAAGCCGAAUGGCUCUGUUUUUUCUAAGGAUAAGGAGUAAUUAGCAGUGGUUUAGUACCUUCAACUGGAAAUUCCGAAGUCUGUGAUUAGUUUCCUUGAUGGGGAGAAGACUGAUGGUGCCGGCGGCGAGGAGAGUAAUACUAUUGGCUAAUGUAUGGAGGUUGAACUUGAGUCCAUGAAAAUAUAACAAGAUCUGUUUCUGAAUUUUUUUGACUUGUUUUCCCCUCUUUGUCGGUUAUCUGAUGCGAUUUUUAGUGCAUUUGAAUCAGAUGGGUUGAAGAGAUUUGCCGUAUGCUUGCUAGAAAAGUAAACUAGAAAUGGCGAUUGCUGGUCUGCGCAGUGUGUCUGUGCUUGAUUCGUCUUUCCUAAGGGACUCCCAUUCUCAGUCGUCGAGGAGAGGGGGAGAUGGUGGAAGAAGAGGAAGCACCCGGUCGUCUUCGCUCUUGCAAAUGUGGCGAGAGCUUGAGGAUGAGCAUGCGGUGACUCAAGUUCGAGGAAGGCCUGGCGAAGUGCUACUUGAACAAAGGGGUGGUGUUGGGUUGAAUGCUGACCUGCCACGGGAAGAUAGCCAAGAGAUUGGACUGGGACGUGUUUUAGAGGAUGUAAUUUUGGGUGAGAAUGAAUCUGAAACAUGGUCACAGUCACACAGCCAUAACGAGUCCCAUGAUGACCGUGAGGAUUUGAACAAUUCUAGUUGUGGAAACUCAUCUGACUUGGGAGAAGUUGAAAGGGAAAGAGUGAGGAAAAUUUUCAGGGAAUGGAUGAAUAGUGGUGCUCGGGAUCAUGGAUCAAGUAUUCCCCGGAGAAAUGACAGUCCAAGGGGAGAAUGGCUUGGAGAAACUGAGCAGGAAAGGGUGAGAAUUAUAAGGGAGUGGGUGCAAAUGAGUAGCCAGCAGAGAAGUGUUUCUUCUGGGGAUAAUAGGGAAGAACCAUCUGCUGAAAUUGAUACACAGAUGGAACGUGUACGUGAUGGAUUUGUUGUUAACCAGAGUGAGGGCCAAAUUGAGCUUACACGGAGGGGUAUCCGUAAGUUAUGCGGCAGGCAAGUUAUGCUUGACAUGCUUAAGAAGGCUGAGAGGGAAAGGCAAAGAGAAAUUCAGGAGUUGUUGGAUCAUCGUUCUGUAUCUCAAUUCCCUCAUCGUAAUCGCAUUCAGGCAUUACUUAGAGGCAGGUUCUUGAGAAAUGAUAGAUCUGUUGAUCAUAACAGGUCAACUUCUGUUGCAGAGAGUGAAUUAGGCUUUUUGAGGCGAAAACAAACUGUAUCGGGUCUAAGGGAAGGAUUCGUCUCUAGGAAGGACAACACUGGUUGCAGUCAAGCAACCAGCAACCUGUCCGAUACUUCAUCUAACAUUGAUGCUGAUUUCAAUGCUAAUGUACAAACUGGAGCAAGCAGUUCACAUUUGGUCCUAAGUAUACAUUCUGAACAGUCUGGACCUGAUAACGAAGGAAGUAAUGGACUUGGGAUAUCAGGGGGUCAGAACUGUUUUCAAGUAACUGGAUGUGAGAAUUUAGAUAGGCAAGGUUCCAGUGCUCUUGCAGAAGAUCGGUUGCAAAUUGAGCCUGUUGAUUGGCAGCCAUCAUUCAGUGUUGGGGUUGAAAGGAGUGAUGAUGCUGGGCAAAAUGCUGAAGUGAUGUCAACUCAGGAUACAGCUAAUGAACUUACCCAUCAAAGCUUACAAAUUGAAGAUUCUGAGCAUAGUGAUAAUCAGGAAUUUAGUGAGGUACAUAAUGAGACAUCGGAGCUGGGUGAUAUAAGAAAUGGUGAAAACAGCUCAUCAAAUGACAACAAUCAUAAUGAGGGCAACACUGUUGAUAUGAAUUGGAUUGAUGAAUCUAGUGCUCUAGAAGGAGAACAGCCGGAAGAAGUUAUUCAAAAUGAAGGAAGCGAUUGGCAUCAGAGUAACACUGAAUGGAGAAAUAGCACUGAUGAAAGUGUUGAUGAUAAUCAACACAGUAAUACAACAAAUGAGUGGCAUGAGAACAGUUUGGCAAAUGAGGAUGGAGAAAACUCUCGGCUUCAAGAGGCUCCUGAAGUGUGGCAGGAAGACAGUGGCUUCCAAGAAGCCGUGGAAAAUUGGUUGGGAGGGCCUUCUAAUCAUGACAGUGCUCCAGUUGGUAGAGUUCAUGGAUUUUAUUUUCCUGAUGAUGACCAUGUGUACAGUGUUGAACUCAGGGAACUUCUUAAUAGGAGAAGAGUCUCUAAUCUCCUUCACAGUAGUUUCCGUGCGAGUCUUGACCAGUUGGUACAAUCAUAUGUUGAAAGGCAAGGCCAUGCUAACAUGGAGUGGGAGCUGCAAGAGACAACCCCUUCUUCUGCCUCGGUAGAACAAGACCUUGAGCAGCAGAGUAGAGAUCAGAUUGUUGAUCAGGAGGAUACUAUUAAUAGUCCACUUAACUUGCCCUCUUUACCAAUACCUCCUCCUUUGCCUCUUUGGGACCAGCACCAUCAUCGUGAUAGCUGGCAACAUAAUGACAUAAAUAAUCAGCGCCUAGGAAUGGAUUGGGAGAUUGUCAAUGACUUGAGAAUUGACAUGGCCAGAUUACAGCAAAGAAUGAAUAAUAUGCAGAGGAUGUUGGAGGCCUGCAUGGAUAUGCAACUUGAGUUGCAGCGCUCAAUAAGACAAGAAGUUUCUGCAGCUCUCAAUCGCUCAGCUGGUUCAUCAGGAACACAUGACUGUGAGUCACCGGAUGGAAAAUCGAAGUGGGAAUGUGUGAGAAAAGGACUUUGCUGUGUUUGCUGCGAAAGCAAUAUUGAUUCUUUGUUGUACAGAUGUGGGCACUUGUGUACAUGUUCAAAAUGUGCUAAUGAGUUGCUUCAAAAUGGAAGGAAAUGCCCUAUGUGUCAAGCGCCUGUGGUGGAGGUGAUACGUGCUUAUUCUAUUCAAUAAUCGGUGACAUUAAAAUAAAGGUCACACUUUUAACUAUAUACAGAAUUCUAACAAGUUUUACCUCCUGGACGUCUCCAGGUAUUUUUUUUUUUUUCUGUUUCUUACUGUGAUUACUGUAUUCAUGUCAAGUGCACCAAUGGAACAUAUGAUGGCAUUUUUUUGUGGCCUUAAUUCUGAUAUGAAUAAAAAUUUGUACUUUGUUUUUUGAA
This is a messenger RNA of Lotus japonicus, 3409 nucleotides long. RefSeq lists its product as uncharacterized. The transcript is spliced from 9 exons. NCBI's taxonomy places the organism in Eukaryota, Viridiplantae, Streptophyta, Magnoliopsida, Fabales, Fabaceae. The record is from RefSeq and is a predicted model, not a curated record. Bases 630 to 3200 code for a protein of 856 amino acids.